Molecule: messenger RNA, 4243 nt
Organism: Chinchilla lanigera (long-tailed chinchilla)
Lineage: Eukaryota; Metazoa; Chordata; Mammalia; Rodentia; Chinchillidae
Gene: Stat5b
Product: signal transducer and activator of transcription 5B
Biological process (GO): cell surface receptor signaling pathway via JAK-STAT; response to peptide hormone; growth hormone receptor signaling pathway via JAK-STAT
Molecular function (GO): DNA-binding transcription factor activity, RNA polymerase II-specific; RNA polymerase II cis-regulatory region sequence-specific DNA binding
Source: RefSeq, a predicted model, not a curated record
UGAACAGAUGGCCCGGCCUCAGCGUUUGCUCACUGAAGAGUCGUCAGAUUUAGUCUUCUUCCAUCUGUCUUGCUGGAAAGAUUACAUAACGGCAUAGUAAUGUUUGAAAAGCGCUCAGCGCGAUCUCGGCCCGGACACACAGUUGUGCUCUGGCCUUGCUGUCAGUGUGGUAAGACCCGCGCUGAACUGCUUCCAGCCUUUCCUUCCAGGCAAAACAAGACGAAAACGAAACGUUAUCUGUGAAACAUACACGAGCAAGGAGAUCAUAGCAGUUAUCGUACGGGAAACGCAAUACAUUUCUGUUACGGACCAGCGCUGUCCAGGGUUGUGAGCCAUGGCUGUGUGGAUCCAGGCCCAGCAGCUGCAGGGGGACGCGCUGCACCAGAUGCAGGCCUUGUAUGGCCAGCACUUCCCCAUCGAGGUGCGGCAUUACCUGUCCCAGUGGAUAGAGAGCCAGGCCUGGGACUCAAUAGAUCUUGAUAAUCCACAGGAGAACAUUAAGGCCGCCCAGCUCCUGGAGGGCCUGGUGCAGGAGCUGCAGCGGAAGGCGGAGCACCAGGUGGGGGAGGACGGGUUUCUGCUGAAGAUCAAGCUGGGCCACUACGCCACGCAGCUGCAGAGCACCUACGACCGCUGCCCCCUGGAGCUGGUCCGCUGCAUCCGGCAUAUCCUCUACAACGAGCAGAGGCUGGUGCGCGAGGCCACCAACGGCGGCUCCCCGGCCGGAAGCCUCACCGAUUCCCUGUCGCAGAAGCACCUGCAGAUCAGCCAGACGUUCGAGGAGCUGCGGCUGGUGACGCAGGACACGGAGAGCGAGCUGAAGAAGCUGCAGCAGGCGCAGGAGUACUUCAUCAUCCAGUACCAGGAGAGCCUGCGCAUCCAGGCCCAGUUCACGCAGCUGGCGCAGCUGAGCCCCCAGGAGCGGCUGAGCCGGGAGUCGGCGCUGCAGCAGAAGCAGGCGACGCUGGAGGCCUGGCUGCAGCGCGAGGCGCAGACGCUGCAGCGGUACCGCGUGGAGCUGGCCGAGAAGCACCAGAAGACCCUGCAGCUGCUGCGCAAGCAGCAGACGGUCAUCCUGGACGAUGAGCUGAUCCAGUGGAAGCGGAGGCAGCAGCUGGCGGGCAACGGGGGGCCCCCCGAGGGCAGCCUGGACGUGCUGCAGUCCUGCACCUUCAUCAUCGAGAAGCAGCCCCCGCAGGUGCUGAAGACGCAGACCAAGUUCGCGGCCACCGUGCGGCUGCUGGUGGGCGGGAAGCUGAACGUGCACAUGAACCCGCCGCAGGUGAAGGCCACCAUCAUCAGCGAGCAGCAGGCCAAGGCCCUGCUGAAGAACGAGAACACCCGCAACAGCGACUACAGCGGCGAGAUCCUGAACAACUGCUGCGUCAUGGAGUACCACCAGGCCACCGGCACGCUCAGCGCCCACUUCCGAAACAUGUCCCUGAAACGGAUCAAGAGGUCAGACCGGCGUGGGGCGGAGUCGGUGACGGAGGAGAAAUUCACCAUCCUAUUUGAAUCGCAGUUCAGCGUGGGUGGCAAUGAGCUCGUGUUUCAAGUCAAGACCCUGUCGCUCCCGGUGGUGGUCAUCGUCCACGGCAGCCAGGACAACAACGCGACGGCCACGGUGCUGUGGGACAACGCCUUCGCCGAGCCUGGCAGGGUGCCGUUCGCCGUGCCCGACAAAGUGCCGUGGCCCCAGCUCUGCGAGGCGCUCAACAUGAAGUUCAAGGCCGAGGUGCAGAGCGCCCGGGGCCUGACCAAGGAGAACCUGGUGUUCCUGGCGCAGAAGCUGUUCAGCAGCGGCAGCGGCCACCUGGAGGACUACAGCAGCAUGUCCGUGUCCUGGUCGCAGUUCAACAGGGAGAACCUGCCGGGACGGAACUACACAUUCUGGCAGUGGUUCGACGGCGUGAUGGAGGUGCUGAAGAAGCACCUCAAGCCCCACUGGAACGACGGCGCCAUCCUGGGCUUCGUGAACAAGCAGCAGGCGCACGACCUGCUCAUCAACAAGCCCGACGGCACCUUCCUGCUGCGCUUCAGCGACUCGGAGAUCGGCGGCAUCACCAUCGCCUGGAAGUUCGACUCUCAGGAAAGAAUGUUCUGGAACCUGAUGCCGUUCACCACCAGGGACUUCUCCAUCCGGUCCCUGGCCGACCGCCUGGGGGACCUGAGCUACCUGAUCUACGUGUUUCCUGACCGGCCGAAGGACGAGGUGUACUCCAAGUACUACACGCCCGUGCCCUGCGAGCGUGACACUGGUUCGCGACCGCGUCUGCCGACGCCGGGGCCAGCGCCACCUACAUGGAUCAGGCCCCGUCCCCGGCCGUGUGUCCCCAGGCGCCGUACAGCAUGUACCCGCAGAACCCCGACUCCGUCUUGGACACCGAUGGGGACUUCGACCUGGAGGACACGAUGGACGUGGCCCGGCGCGUGGAGGAGCUCCUGGGCCGGCCCAUGGACAGUCAGUGGAUGCCCCACACGCAGUCAUGACCUGGCCUCCCGCCCGGCUCCUCCGUCCUGGCCGGGGGACAGCGCUCGGGGACGCCACGUCCGUGACCUGCUUCUCCUCGGAAACAAAGCUUAUAACGUGAAGUGCUGACCCUAGUUGUGAGCUGAGUGUUUCUGCGCACGGCAGCGCCUGUGCGUGUGCUUGUCCUUCUGGCGUUUCCACCCCUCGCUCUCACAGCCCAGCGUGGCCUCGAGUUCCUCCCGAGAGCAGCAAGGAGGCGCCUCCCGGGCGGCGCGUGGUGGCCUGCGGCUGUCCCGGUGGGAGAAGGACGAAGGCCGCGGACCAGGGCAGGGAUGGGAAAGGGCCAGGCGGCAGCGGUCCUCAGCGGUGGCGGCUCUCUGCGCAGCGUCCACGCCCGCCGCCGUCCCCGCCCUGCCUCUGGCCUUGCCCCUUGUCUCUCGUGUGUGUCCCCGCCGGUGUGUGACAGGAUGCAGCACCCGCCGGGGCUGUGCCCGCCGGCCCCAGGCUUCCCGAAUGCUUUGUACCCAUACCGGCUUCUUACAGGCGCGAGUGUUUUUGUUUCCACAUUGGGCCUUUUUGGUUUUCUCCUUGCCACCUGAAUUGGACACCCAAAUUCUCUUCCUGCACCAGGUCCUGGGCCCGUCAUCCUGGCCACCCCCUUCUCCCCUCCCAGCUGGUCACCCGUCCUGUGUGUGGAGGAGCAGGUGACAGGGUGGCCUGAAGCCGGGGCACCCUGGUCACCUCGAGUGCCGGGCGCCGGCGGAGUUGGUUGUGGGACCCACCCCGCAGGUUUGCAGGGAAGCCCUGGCGUGGCGCUGCUCCCCGUUUCCUGUGCGGGUCACCCCGGGAGGAAGAGGCAGGCAGAGGGCGAGCAGACCGCUCCCGGGUCAGCCCCUCGGCCCCCCUCCUAGAGCGGGGCAGGGCGCCCUGGGAGAGGUGGCCCGGAAACCUUAUUUUUAUACAUGUGAGUAAAUAAACAUAUUUUUUUUUAUAAAAAUAACUUCUGAAUUUACCAGUGUUUUGCUGUUCAAGAAUACUCCUCCGUAGCGAAUUAUUUAUUGGAAGAUGACCUUUUAGGAGCUGCUGUUUGCCUUGCCUGGGUUUCGUACACUGAUUUAUUUUUCUAUGCCAGGCGGUGGACUCCGGGAGUAGGGCGGCGCCCAGUGGAAGGAGAGGCCACCGAGCCCCUCCCUGUCACCCCGUGUCACUCAGAUGCCCAUCCCUGGGGCCCAGGCCCGCCACGCCCUUCCCUGCCAGUGUCUUAGCCAUGCGCACCACCCCUGCCUCUGCCUGGCGGGGACGGGGGCUCAACUCCGCUCCGCUUGGCGGUGGGCACAGCCCCAGGGCCCACUGUGCAGUUGGCACUGGCUUGGACGCAGUGGCCGGGCUGCGGCUGUGCCAGGUCGGGGCGCUUGGGGGCUGGCACGUGCACCCCUCGCUGUCUGCGUUCCGCACCCGUCUUCGUCCACCACCGGGGAGGCCCCGCAAGCCCGGCCCCCGACUCGAGCACCCCCACCAGCCGCUGCACAGGGCCAGGGGAAGCGUGGGGCCUGCGGGGGGCAGAGGGGGACUCGGGAACGACCCUCGUUCGCAGUGAAAGGAUACUUUUUAUAAUUUUUUCUUUUUCAAACUUUAUGAAAUUAUUUGAGAUACAUAUUUUAGCACCGAGGCAGAUUAGUAUACACCCAACAGAGAGCAUUGUGUGCAAUUCGGGGCCGUCGCGAAGCUGCGCAUCUUAUGUUACUUGUAAUAAAGGCUCCCUCUGCAGGGACA